GUCCCACACAACCUCAACUUCAUAGACACAGUCUCUUUUCAUCUUCAAGACUUCCUGUAUCCCACUUCACAUUCCCUUUAAUAUGACAAAUGGAAUUGUAAAUGGUAGCACUGGCCUGGAGAACUCGUUUGCUUCUCUCGGUAUCAAUGGUCAAAAAUCUGCAUAUGUACCUCCUCAUCUGAGGAGUCAGCAGCGGGCUGCUUCUACUCCCGUGGUUCCUACCAACGGGAACGGCUGGAACGACUCCCGCUCAUCGACUCCUUCACGCGGCGGACUUAGUAGCGGCAGAGGCGGGCUCGAUAGAGGUGGUGGCUCGUCAUUCUCUCGCGGUGGCGGAGGAUGGGGAGGAGAUCGCCCGCAGUCUGGUGGCGGAGUCUACAGUAAUGACAAGAGGGAGAGGGGAGGGGAUGGUCCAAAGGAGACCUUUGGUUACGGCACCUGGAAGGAUGGUCAGCAUAUCCCUGGUGGACGCAACAUGCGGAUGGAGAAGGAACUCUACGGCGAUCUGAACGACCCCUCGAAGCAACAAACUGGUAUCAACUUCGAGAAAUACGAUGAUAUCCCUGUUGAAGCAAACGGUGCUGGCGUGCCGGAACCUGUGACGGCUUUCACCAACCCGCCCCUCGACCCUGUUCUCCUUGAGAACAUUGGUUACGCUCAUUACACCACCCCCACUCCUGUACAGAAGUAUUCGAUCCCUAUCGUCGCAGAAAGCAGGGACCUUAUGGCUUGCGCACAGACCGGUUCUGGCAAGACUGGUGGAUUCCUCUUUCCCAUCCUUUCAGCGUCCUUCAAGACCGGCCCCCUCGCCCCUCCGGCAGAGGCGCAGAACGGCGGUUAUGGACGCUCUCGCAAGGCAUACCCCACAGCUUUGAUUCUUGCCCCCACUCGUGAGCUUGUCAGCCAGAUCCACGAAGAGGCGCGCAAGUUCUGCUAUCGCUCUUGGGUCCGCCCCGCUGUGGUCUACGGUGGUGCCGAUAUCAACCAACAAAUUCGUCAGGCCGAGCGCGGCUGCGACUUGCUCAGCGCCACCCCUGGACGUCUCGUCGAUCUCAUCGAGCGCGGACGCAUCAGUCUUGCGAACAUUCGCUACCUUGUUCUUGAUGAGGCUGAUCGUAUGCUCGACAUGGGCUUUGAGCCUCAAAUUCGCCGGAUCGUCCAGGGCGAGGACAUGCCUGGUACCCAAGACCGCCAGACGCUCAUGUUCAGUGCCACCUUUCCCCGUGACAUUCAGGUUCUCGCUCGCGACUUCAUGAAGGACUACGUCUUCCUCUCCGUUGGUCGUGUCGGCUCGACGUCAGAGAAUAUCACCCAAAAAAUCGAGUAUGUCGAGGACCCCGACAAGCGCUCGGUUCUCCUUGACAUCCUCAGCGCUCAGGAUGAGGGUGGCCUCACCCUUGUCUUUGUGGAGACUAAGCGUAUGGCCGACAUGCUCUCUGAUUUCCUGUAUACCAACCGGAUCGCUGCUACAUCCAUUCACGGCGACAGAUCGCAGCGCGAGCGCGAGACGGCUUUGCAGACGUUCCGUACUGGUCGUACGCCCGUCUUGGUCGCCACCGCCGUCGCCGCCCGCGGUCUCGACAUCCCCAAUGUCACUCACGUCAUUAACUACGACCUGCCUUCUGACAUCGACGACUACGUCCAUCGUAUCGGUCGUACCGGUCGCGCCGGUAACGUCGGUAUCUCGACUGCCUUCUUCAAUCGUGGUAACAAGAACAUCGUCCGCGACCUUAUCGAGCUCUUACGCGAAGCCAACCAGGACACCCCGGCUUGGCUUGAGACCGUCGCUCAGGAGUCAUCCUUUGGCGCGAGUUAUGGACGUGGCCGUGGUGGUCGCGGUGGUCGUGGUGGUGGACGCUCUACGUCCACUCGGGACUACAGGACUGGCGGCGGCGGCUUCGGCGGCAGCCGUGGCGGCGGUGGUGGUGGUGGUGGUGGUGGUGCCGGUGCCGGUGGUCCUCAGUACGGCGGCUACGGUGGCGGCGGCUACAGCAACGGCGGCAGCGGGGGUAAUGGAUGGUGGUAAAUCCACUACGCACGACUAUGCAUUCCCUCAUUCCACGUUCUAUGUUUGAUUGUCUAUGCAUCUCCCUCUCUUGGAUCAUCACCACGAUUCUACGACUCCAUGCCCUUUUCCCUGAUCCCUUUCGAAAAUCUCAUCGGCCAGGCGAAACUGUUUUCUAUGCUCUCGUAUCCCGGACCCUGCGCUGCUCUCGUGUGGUUCUGCUUGUCUCGUUGCAUUCUCUGCUCAUUGUCUACUGUACGGCCCUAUCUUAUUCCUCGUCACUGUUUUCAUAGUUUGGGCGCACUAAUAUCUCCAUAGCAUUGACAUCUCACCGGCGCCCUCCAUCCCCAUCAUCUCCCAUUUGCAUUAGACGUAGAGGGCCUUAUAUUCCUCAGCAUGAGCAGACAAGUACUGUCUGUCUUCGUUUCGCGAUACCCUGAUUUAUUGCGACGCGCAGUCGGACAUUCUAUAUCCUAGCAUCACGAGACAAUCUGUUAGAGCAUCGCAAUUGUAACGUAGUUUAGCAUUAUUCUCUCAGUCUAACAUUGGUCGUUG
Molecule: messenger RNA, 2560 nt
Organism: Phanerochaete carnosa HHB-10118-sp
Lineage: Eukaryota; Fungi; Basidiomycota; Agaricomycetes; Polyporales; Phanerochaetaceae
Exons: 4
Coding region: 83-2026 (647 amino acids)
Cellular component (GO): nucleus
Molecular function (GO): ATP binding; RNA helicase activity; RNA binding
Source: RefSeq, a predicted model, not a curated record